ACAGUGACCAGAGGAGUGUCAUGGGAAUGUUUCCAGCCGUUUAAGCGCUUUUGUAACAUCAUGGCACAGCCAGGUUACGGGUACCCACCGCCUGUGGAAAGUAACCCUCAACUUCAAGGAGGUUAUCAACCACCUCAAGGAGGUUAUCCACCGCUUCAAGGUGGUUAUCCACCACCUCAAGGUGGUUAUCCCCCACCACAAGCAGGUUAUCCACCGCCGGCGCAACCUGGAUAUGCUCCUACUCAACCUGGCUAUGCACCGCCUGUUAGCCAACAACCUGGAUUUGCAGCCCCAGCUCCUGCAGGUUAUGGACAAAUGCAAUGGAUGCCUCCUCCCCCAGUUCCAGCGAACUGUCCUCCAGGACUGGAAUAUCUAACCCAAAUAGAUCAACUUUUAAUAAAACAGCAAGUCGAACUCCUAGAAGCUUUCACUGGCUUUGAAACCAACAACAAAUACAAGAUUUUGAACAGCAUGGGACAGCAGGUGUUUUUCGCAGCGGAAGAUACUGAUUGCUGUACACGACAGUGUUGUGGCCCAGGAAGACCUUUUGAAAUGAAAAUCCUGGACAAUCAUGAGCAGGAAAUUGUGCAUUUGACUCGUCCUCUGCGUUGUCAGUCUUGCUUAUUUCCUUGUUGUCUUCAAGAGAUUGAAGUGCAAUCACCACCUGGGACAGUCCUUGGCUACUGUGCUCAGGAAUGGUCAAUAUGCAUUCCUAAGUUUACAAUCCAGAAUGCUGACAGAGAAACAAUCCUGAGAAUUGAAGGACCCUUCUGCCAGUGCAGUCUCUGUGGAGAUGUUGACUUUCAGGUGCUCUCUGCAGAUGGCCAGAAUCAGGUUGGAAGAAUUUCUAAACAGUGGACUGGUUUGGUAAAGGAGGCGUUUACUGACGCAGACAACUUUGGUAUCACAUUUCCUAUGGACCUUGAUGUGAAAAUGAAGGCUGUUGUACUUGGUGCUUGUUUUCUCAUUGAUUUCAUGUUCUUUGAGCAAGCACAGAACCAGGAUAAUAGCAGUUAUUAAUCAGUACCACCAGAAAAGUUUAUCAAGUUUAGCAGGGAAGGAACCAGAAAAGAGCAUGUAUACGUAAUGUUUUGCAGGAGUGCAGAGAAAUUUAUUGCUAUAUAGAGAUUGUCAAUGACAUGGGCAAUCCAGCCUUUCACUGAAGCUGUGUACCUUUUUUUUUCUUUUUUUUUUAACGAACGGUUUCAACAACCGUUUUGUCGCACAAGGCUGUUUCCUUGGGGUGGUGUGAUAUCACGCAAGUGUCAUAGAUAGGCAUCAUAUCACGCUCUUCGUAAAAUCCCGACGAGAUCAAUAUUUCAGUUUUUUUUGUUUUUGUUUACAAGGUUAUAGUCGUUCGUGGUUGACACUCAUUGAUUUUGAUGUUUUCAUUUGACUAAGUUUUUUAACAACCCGGAGAAGUAAUUGAAAGAAAGGGCUGUCUUGAAACUGAAAGACUGCCUCGAGACUGCCGUUUCGGACAGUUGCUAAUGGAAAUUUGACCCCCUAAAGAUAUGUGCAUGUCUGAAAACAUAAUGAUUGUGAUUACCGCUGAUCGUUGACAAAACAUAGUUUGUUGCUGGAGUAAAGUAUUCUCAGGUAUAAAUUUUUAUCGUUCUCCUUUGAGGCCGUUCAUCGGCAAGUUGCAUUAUUCUUCCUUUAAAACAGGCGCGGUGUUUACGUUGCGUGACUUCCUGGGCUCAGUUGCGUUAAGGGCGGAUAACGCCAUCCAACGAAUAAAUCGCUAUCCAGCGGAUAAGUGAUAGAAAAACGUAUAUCGUUAUUCACCGGAUAGAGAUUUAUCCAGUGGAUAGCGUUAUCCGAUCUUCGAACAACCGGGGCCUGGAGAACGGAUGCUAAGGAGAUUAUCGUCAUUAGGAUGCAGACGCCGCUUUUACCUAACGUUUCUCAAGUACCAUAUCAAGUAAGCUAGGUCAACACAGUUUGCGUUAUUUUUUAUAUCGUACGAAUGUAUGUUUAACUUGAUAAACAAUGUUAAACAUUAGUCCAGUGAGCUGGAAAAAGGAUGAGGGACUGAUAAGCCAAUUAUGAACAAGGCUCCUUAAAGAUUGGAAAGAUAUAAACGGGAUGCCAGAAGACGCUCUUGAUAAACUUGGCCUUCGUAUUUUAUGAUACUCAGCAUGCGAUUUUUCUCACUUUAUUUGGAUACAUUUAAUUUGAAAUUGAAAUAAAGUUUAUGAGGUUAAUUACUUUUA
This is a messenger RNA of Pocillopora damicornis (cauliflower coral), 2216 nucleotides long. RefSeq names its product phospholipid scramblase 2. Gene Ontology annotation, cellular component: plasma membrane. Gene Ontology annotation, molecular function: phospholipid scramblase activity. Lineage: Eukaryota; Metazoa; Cnidaria; Anthozoa; Scleractinia; Pocilloporidae. The record is from RefSeq and is a predicted model, not a curated record. Gene Ontology annotation, biological process: plasma membrane phospholipid scrambling.